Molecule: messenger RNA, 1527 nt
Organism: Stegastes partitus (bicolor damselfish)
Lineage: Eukaryota; Metazoa; Chordata; Actinopteri; Pomacentridae
Gene: tmem151ba
Product: transmembrane protein 151Ba
Exons: 2
Coding region: 1-1527 (508 amino acids)
Source: RefSeq, a predicted model, not a curated record
AUGUCCCCGGCAUCGGCUGCAGCGGCCAGUGAGAGCAACACCUCCACCGUCCCCGAGGAGGAGUCCGACAGCUCCCGAGAGGAGCAGCAGCCUCAGAAACAGUCUCUGACUAAAUCCUUGUGUCAGGAAACCCACUGGAAAUGCCUACUACUGUCCCUGCUGAUGUACGGCUGUGUCGGGGUGAUGGCCUGGUGUCAGGUGACCAAGGUUACACGCCUCUCCUUCGACAGUGCUUACAAAGGAAAGUCUAUGAUGUACCACGACAGUCCCUGUUCCAACGGUUACAUUUACAUUCCUCUGGCCUUCCUGGUAAUGCUCUAUGUGGUAUACCUGGUGGAGUGCUGGCACUGCUACACCAGGAACGAGAUGCAGUACAAGGUGGAUGUGGACAGCGUAGCAGAGCGCAUACAGCGCAUGCAGCAGGCUACGCCCUGCAUCUGGUGGAAGGCCAUCAGUUAUCAUUAUGUCAGGAGGACACGGCAGGUGACACGUUACCGCAAUGGAGAUGCCUACACCACUACACAGGUUUACCACGAGAGAGUGAACACCCAUGUAGCUGAGGCAGAGUUUGACUACGGGAACUGUGGAGUUAAGGACAUCUCAAAGCACCUGCUGGGCCUGGAGGGCUUCCCCAUCACCAGGCUACGGUUCACUAAGUGCUUUAGUUUUGCCAAUGUGGAAUCAGAAAACUCCUACCUGACCCAGCGAGCCAGGUUCUUUACUGAAAAUGAGGGCCUGGAUGAUUACAUGGAGGCCCGUGAGGGGAUGCACCUGAAGAAUGUAGACUUUAAGGAGCAUAUGAUUGCCUUUUCUGACCCUGAUCACCUCCCUUGGUAUGCUUCCAACUCCACUUUUUGGGUAGCAGCUGCUUUCACCCUCUCCUGGCCUCUGCGGGUGCUGACAGAGUUCCACAUUGCCUGUGUGCACUACCAUGUAGAGAAGCUGUUUGGCUUUGACUAUGUGCCAGCAACACCAUCUGAGGAGCGGUCAUAUUGCAGACACAUCCCACGAGUCAACACAGUUGACAGCACAGAGCUAGAGUGGCACAUCCGCUCCAACCAGCAGCUGGUGCCCAGCUACUCGGAGGCAGUUCUCAUGGAUCUGAACCAACUCUCAGGGAGGUGUAACAGCUACUCCAUAUGUGGAUCCUAUGGCAGCUAUAGGCAGAACUGUGAACGCUGCCACCGUGCCAUCAGCAGCUCCUCCAUUUUCUCUCGCAGCGCCCUGAACAUCUGUAACGUGGGGAGCCCCCGCAUUCCCUUCAGCGCCAGCCGCUUUUCAUUGGGUCGGCUAUAUGGCUCCAGGCGGAGCUGCCUGUGGAGAAGUAACGGCAGCCUGAAUGAGCAGUCCUGCCCUACAGAAAGUACACUCUGUCUAUCAGGCCAACAGACAAGUGAGGACAACCCUCCAGCCUAUCAGGAUGCUCUGUACUUCCCAGUGCUCAUUGUCCAUCGCAAUGAAGGCUGCCUCAACCACGACCACCGUUCUCUGCACAGAAAUGGCUCCUGUAUAGAAACUUCACUGUGA